AUGGCAUCCAAUGCGACGAUUGAGAUGCCUUGUCUCGGGCGACCUUUUCAUCCGGGAAUGCUGUAUGAUUGUCGAAGUGAUCACCUGCUCCCAGCUAUAACUCUAUGGAAUCCAGAUAACCAUAAUGACAUGAUUGUUGAAGAUACAAUCAAAGAGAAAUCCUCCCAACUUGGUGUUGAUGCCUCCCUAAAGCUCAGCUUGCUAGGUGGUAUGUUUCACGUCGAAGGCUCGGCUCACUAUUUUAACGAUAGAAAACGCUCAAACAAGCAAUGUCGAGUGAGCCUAAAGUACACAUCGACCUCACGCUAUGAUCAGCUAUCAAUGGGCCACUUUGGACCCGGGGAUGUUCAACACCCGGAAGUUUUUGAUAGAGGCGACGCAACACACGUGGUCACAGCCGUUUUGUAUGGAGCCGAUGCCGUGUUCGUGUUUGACCAAGAAGUCAACAGCUCCGAGGACAUACUUGAAGUUGGUGGCGGUCUUAAGCUUGCGGCAAACAUUAUCAUCCGCUCGAUUGAAGGAGAAGCCAAGGUCAAAUUCAGCAAAGGGGAAAAAGAGACAUACAGCAAAAUUCACUGCCACUUCCACGGGGACUUCAGUCUUGAACAAAAUCCGCGAAAUCUCCUCGAGGCUAUAAACGUCUACCACCAGCUUCCGUCGAUCAUCCAAAAAAAUGGCCCGGUACCCAAGAAGGUAUGGCUCUAUCCGUUGGCCAAGCUGGACAACAGAGCAGCAAAAUUGGUGCGAGAUAUUAGCCAUAGCCACGUCGCCGAAGUUGAGAUGGUGGUGGAGGCGUUGUACGAAGCUGAAAGAGGCGUAAACGAUCUACACGACGUUUGCCACUCAAUGUUUGGCGGGUUGAAGCGACAAGCAAUCGAGUUCAAACAACUGCUCACCGAAUUCAAUCUUGAUCUGAAAAAGAAAUUAUUGCCAAUUUUGCCGAAAAUUCGAGGAGGUGGGGCAAGCGAGCAAAAAUUGGUCGAUCUGCUUGAACAAGUUCAAAAGUCUCCUUUUGCUCCAAUCCACCUCCAACGAUGGAUCGAGAAGAAAGAGAACGAAGUUAACAUGCUCAACUAUGUUAUUGAGCAGCUGAAAGCGAAAUUGAUAAAGGCCGACCAUAACAACAUCGCCAUUACCCAAAACCAAGCAGAAACGCAGAAAAUCUUUCAAAACUUUGACAACGACUUGGUGCUUGGGCUGGUUUUUAAUGUUGGAGGAAAACCGGAUUCGGUUAUGAGUGAAAUGAAAAAGUAUCUUUGUUCACAAACUUCUGGUCCCUUCGCUGACGAUAUUGCAAACUUGUUCCAGGAAACAUGUUCAUUCACAAAUACCUCAACUUGGGCAACAAAUCGAUGCAGUUCGUCGUGCAUGCCGAGGAUUCAAGCGACGGAAAUCUCCAUGUACACACACAGCUUCACAAACUAUCCGAAGGAAGCAAGCGCGAAUUCGAUUUACCUUCCACCCCCGGAAAACCAAAAGUUACAAUGCAGCCAAGCUCCGAUGAUCCCAACAAACUUCCACUCGCCAGAAAAUCUGAUCCUGAUCAACGAAACGCUGUCGAUUCGCUCAACGGACACCAAGAUG
Messenger RNA from Mesorhabditis belari, 1584 nucleotides. The record is from the annotation of a GenBank genome assembly. Lineage: Eukaryota; Metazoa; Nematoda; Chromadorea; Rhabditida; Rhabditidae.